This is a messenger RNA of Danio rerio (zebrafish), 8744 nucleotides long. NCBI's taxonomy places the organism in Eukaryota, Metazoa, Chordata, Actinopteri, Cypriniformes, Danionidae. The record is from RefSeq and is a predicted model, not a curated record.
GCUUGGAUGAGGAGCAAGCAGGCAGGCAGUAGCAUCAUCUCUUUUGUGGCGCUGCUGAGGGAACUGGCUGCUUAGAGCCGUGCAGGGCGCUCACUCCUUGCAGGCGCUCGCAGCGCCACCGCCUCUCCCGCACUGGCCGCCGCAGGGACGGCGACAGCCUCCGUUACAGGCGCAUCACUGCUUGUUGCAGCGGCACCAUGGCGCAAGCCGCUAAGCAGAUCCGCAAGAACAAGGACCUACAGGAGCUCGCUGCCCAAGAGCUGCGGGAGAAGGAGGAGGAGAAGAUCAAGAAGAGGAACCGAUCGAGAGACCGCAGACGCAAGGCUCAUGUGGUUCAGCGCUGGCUUGUACAUCAGGACAGUAGUUUGAGUGCAGAGGGUUCGUCGGAGACGCAAGGUGGAAAAUGGCACUUUGAUGGAAGAGCGGACGCAACGACCAGUUUCCUCCGUGCUGCACGCUCAGGUAAUCUGGAAAAGGCUCUGGACCAUAUCAAGAAUGGAAUAGACAUCAACAUAGCCAAUCAGAAUGGGCUUAACGGGUUGCAUUUGGCCUCCAAAGAAGGCCAUGUUAAGAUGGUGCUGGAGCUGCUGCACAAUGGCAUUGACCUGGAGACUACGACGAAGAAAGGGAAUACAGCCCUUCAUAUUGCUGCUUUGGCCGGUCAAGAGAAAGUGGUUGCAGAACUGAUCAAUUAUGGUGCCAACGUUAAUGCCCAGUCUCAGAAAGGUUUUAGUCCUCUGUACAUGGCAGCACAGGAGAACCACUUGGAAGUGGUGAAAUAUCUACUUGAACAUGGAGCCAAUCAGAGCCUUCCAACUGAGGACGGCUUUACUCCUCUAGCAGUAGCUCUUCAGCAGGGUCACGAAAAUGUGGUGGCGCUCCUGAUAAAUUAUGGCACCAAAGGAAAAGUGCGUCUGCCGGCUCUACAUAUCGCAGCACGAAACGACGACACACGCACCGCUGCCGUACUCCUCCAGAACGACCCAAACCCAGAUGUCCUCAGCAAAACCGGAUUUACCCCUCUCCACAUCGCAGCUCAUUAUGAGAAUCUCAGUGUCGCGCAGCUUUUGUUAAACAGGGGAGCCAAUGUGAACUUCACACCCAAGAAUGGCAUCACUCCAUUACAUAUCGCUUCCAGGAGAGGGAAUGUGAUUAUGGUGCGGCUGCUGUUGGACAGAGGAGCUCAGAUUGAUGCCAAGACAAAGGAUGAGCUGACGCCGCUGCAUUGUGCAGCCCGUAACGGCCAUGUUCGUGUGGUGGAGAUCCUGCUUGACCAGGGAGCACCUCUUCAGGCCAAAACCAAGAACGGUCUUUCUCCCAUCCACAUGGCAGCACAGGGCGAUCACAUGGACUGCGUGAGGCAGCUGCUGCAAUACAACGCGGAGAUUGAUGACAUCACUCUGGACCACCUUACCCCACUGCAUGUUGCAGCACACUGUGGGCACCACCGCAUGGUCAAGGUGCUUCUGGACAAGGGGGCAAAAGCUAAUGCCCGCGCUCUGAAUGGAUUUACUCCGUUACACAUUGCUUGCAAGAAGAACCACAUGCGAUCCAUGGACCUUCUGUUGAAGCAUUCGGCAUCUCUAGAGGCUGUGACUGAGUCGGGUCUGACUCCUCUUCAUGUAGCUGCGUUCAUGGGUCAUCUCAACAUAGUAAAGAGUCUCCUUCAGAGAGGAGCUUCGCCCAACGCAUCUAAUGUGAAAGUGGAGACCCCUCUGCACAUGGCUGCCAGAGCGGGGCAUUGUGAAGUGGCUCAGUUCCUGCUACAAAACAAUGCACAGGUGGAUGCCAAAGCUAAGGAUGAUCAAACCCCCCUGCACUGUGCCGCUCGAAUGGGACAUAAGGAGUUGGUGAAGCUGCUCAUGGAACAUAAGGCCAAUCCAGAUUCGGCCACCACGGCAGGACACACUCCUUUGCACAUCGCUGCCCGCGAGGGACAUGCUCAAACCACACGCAUUCUGCUUGACGAAAAUGCACAACAAACCAAAAUGACCAAGAAAGGAUUUACCCCUCUACAUGUAGCAUGUAAAUAUGGAAAAGUGGAUGUGGCGGAGCUGCUUUUGGAACGAGGGGCCAAUCCCAAUGCAGCUGGAAAGAAUGGUUUGACCCCUUUGCACGUGGCCGUCCAUCACAACAACCUUGAUGUAGUCAAGCUGCUGGUCAGCAAGGGUGGCUCUCCGCACAGCACGGCGAGAAACGGCUACACAGCCCUGCAUAUCGCAGCCAAGCAGAACCAACUAGAGGUGGCGAGCAGUUUGCUGCAGUAUGGAGCUAAUGCCAACUCAGAGUCAUUACAGGGCAUCACCCCUCUUCAUUUGGCAUCACAGGAGGGACAACCUGACAUGGUGGCACUGCUCAUCUCCAAACAGGCCAAUGUUAAUCUAGGCAACAAGAAUGGGCUGACGCCUCUGCACCUGGUUGCUCAGGAAGGGCAUGUGGGCAUUGCAGACAUGCUGGUGAAGCAAGGUGCUUCAGUCUAUGCAGCCUCAAGGAUGGGCUACACACCCUUACAUGUGGCGUGCCAUUACGGGAAUAUAAAGAUGGUGAAGUUCUUACUCCAGCAGCAAGCUCACGUAAACAGCAAGACAAGAUUGGGAUACACUCCUUUACAUCAAGCAGCCCAGCAGGGGCACACAGACAUCGUCACCCUGCUGCUGAAACAUGGAGCUCUGCCCAAUGAGAUCACCACUAAUGGGACGUCACCUCUGGGUAUCGCUAAGCGGCUAGGGUACAUCUCUGUGAUUGAUGUGCUCAAACUGGUGACUGAAGAAUCCGUAUCAAUGAUCACCACAGAGAAGCAUCGCAUGAGUUUCCCCGAGACGGUGGAUGAAAUACUAGACGUAUCUGAAGAUGAAGGAGUUGCUCAGCUAACAUUAGGUGAUGAACUCCUCGGGAUGGAUGGGGCUCGCUAUUUGAAGCUGGAUGACCUGAAAGACCAGGAUGAUGAUUUUUUGUCGCCUAAGAAAACCCUUAGAGACUUUGAGAGCGGGAUGGGCACCACUAACCAAUUCUCUCGUAUCAGUGUGUGUGACAUAUAUUUUGUGCCGUAUGUAGGUGAUGAACUCCUCGGGAUGGAUGGGGCUCGCUAUUUGAAGCUGGAUGACCUGAAAGACCAGGAUGAUGAUUUUUUGUCGCCUAAGAAAACCCUUAGAGACUUUGAGAGCGGGAUGGGCACCACUAUGAGCUUCUCUUCCUUCCUGUUUUUGUUCCUGCCAGUCUCUCGUAUCAGUGUGUGUGACAUAUAUUUUGUGCCGUAUGUAGGUGAUGAACUCCUCGGGAUGGAUGGGGCUCGCUAUUUGAAGCUGGAUGACCUGAAAGACCAGGAUGAUGAUUUUUUGUCGCCUAAGAAAACCCUUAGAGACUUUGAGAGCGGGAUGGGCACCACACCGUACUCACCUGCAAUUCCCAGAAUUCCAUGCGUGUCACCUGAAACUGUCAUGUUGGACCAGCACACACCUGUCCCUUUGCCAAAGGAGUAUGACGAGGACUCUCUAAUCCCCAGUAGUCCUGCCACAGAGACCUCAGACAACGUUAGCCCAGUGGCCAGCCCCAUCCACACUGGGUUUCUGGUCAGCUUCAUGGUGGAUGCGAGAGGCGGGUCAAUGCGGGGCAGCAGACAUAAUGGUCUGCGUGUGAUCAUCCCACCGCGCACCUGCGCUGCCCCGACACGCAUCACCUGCCGUCUAGUCAAACCGCAGAAACUCACCACUCCUCCUCCUCUGGUGGAGGGAGAAGGACUCGCAUCUCGUAUUAUCUCUCUAGGGCCUUCCAGCAUGCAGUUUCUAGGGCCAGUGAUAGUGGAGAUCCCUCAUUUUGCAUCGCUGAGCCGAGGCGAUCGGGAACUGGUGGUUCUGCGAAGUGAAAACGGCUCCGUAUGGAAAGAGCACCGGAAUCGCUAUGGCGAUGAUGUUCUGGAGACCAUCCUCAAUGGAAUGGAUGAAGAUCUGGAAAGUCAGGAAGAGCUGGAGAAGAAAAGAAUCCGCCGCAUCAUCUCCACUGACUUCCCGCUCUACUUUGCGGUGGUGUCACGUGUCCGGCAAGAGAGCGAUCUCAUUGGUCCAGAGGGAGGUCAGCUGGCAAGUAAACUGGUGCCUCAGGUCCAGGCCAUUUUCCCUGACACAGCGGUCACUAAGAGGGUCCGACUAGGCCUACAGGCCCAGCCAAUUCCAGAUGAGCUGCUGACUCGGCAGUUAGGAAACCAGGCCACAUUCAGUCCCGUUGUGACAGUAGAGCCUCGUCGGCGCAAAUUCCACCGCCCAAUCGGUCUGCGCAUCCCAUUACCUCCAUCCUGGAGGGAGAGUCCACGAGACGCUGGAGAGGGGGACACCACCAGCCUCCGACUCCUCUGCAGUGUUAUUGGUGGCACUGCUCCUGCUCAGUGGGAAGACAUCACUGGCACUACCAAGCUCAUGUAUUCCCAUAACUGUGCCAACUUCACCACCAAUGUGUCCGCAAGGUUCUGGCUGGCAGACUGUCCGCGAACGGCGGAGGCCGUGACCUUCGCCAACCUGCUGUACCGUGAGCUGAUGUCAGUUCCAUACAUGGCCAAAUUUGUGGUAUUUGCUAAGAUGAACGAUGCCAGAGAGGGCCGCCUGCGCUGUUACUGCAUGACUGACGACAAAAUAGACAAAACCCUUGAACUACACGAGAACUUCUCUGAGGUUGCCCGCAGCAGAGACAUUGAGGUGAUGGAGGGGAUGCCGCUGCACUUGGAGUGUUCUGGAAACCUGGUGCCCGUCAGGAAAGCCACCCAACAACCUCGUAGCUUCAGCUUCCAGGCCUUCAGAGACAACCGGCUGCCCGUCUCUGUAAAGGUGAGAGAUGCUAAUAAGGAAGCCAGUGGGUUCCUGUCCUUCCUACGCAAGUCCACCAAGUAUGAGGACACGCAGCACGUCCUGUGCAACCUCAACAUCACCAUGCCUCCCUGCGUCAAGGGGGUGGGUAGCGAUGAUCGGCGGAGGACGUUGACUCCUCUGGCCCUGAGGGAGAGGUACAGCGCCCUGAGUGAACCUGGCCUGGCCGCUGUUAAUGCUAUGGAGAGAACCGAGCUGAAGAUCACAGUUAUAGCAGAGCAGCUGGGACUGAGCUGGACCGAGCUGGCCAGGGAGCUGCAGUUCGGUGUGGAUGACAUUAACCGCAUCCGUGUGGAGAAUCCCAACUCUCUCCUGGACCAGAGUUCAGCUCUGCUCAACCUGUGGGUAGGCCGAGAGGGCAAGAAGGCCAAGAUGGAGAGUCUUUAUGGAGCGCUGAAGAACAUCGACCGCUCCGAUAUCGUGAAGUGUCUGGAGGCGCAGGCUCCACCGGUGCUGCCGGAGACCCUGGAGGAAGGAGCCUGUAGACUGGUUGAUCGAGACUCCACUCUGCUUUCUCCUAGUGUCGUCAAUGGUUACGGGCUGGUGCAGGAGGAGCUGCUCUCCCCCGCUUCCAUGCAGUAUAGCCUGCCUUCUCCGCUGGGCGUCGAGCCCUACUGGCAGGAGGUGUCGAGCCUGGAGUGUGCGCCCAUCGCCACCACUGAGGAGGACACCAUGCUGGAGAUGUCAGACGUGCAGGUAUGGCCAGCAGGGGUCAGUCCAUCCCUGGUGACUGUCGAGGACUCGUCACUGGAUGGUAGCAGUCGUGCAGAUGACUCAGAGGGCAACACGUUGAGCUUACCCUGCAGCAGUUUGGGGAGGCCUAGCAGCGGAGCCAGUGGGGCAAGUGGCUCCAUAAUGGAGCUGGAGGAGGAGGAAGAGGAAGAGGAGAUUGAGGAAGACGACAUACAGCACGAGCCGGUGUCUGCGAGUGCAGAAAAAGCAUGGGCCAGCGGUGCCGUCCCAAAGGCUAACUAUAAUGGGCAGGCUGGAGGUCAGAGGUCGGAGGGCAAGAGGACAGAUGCGGCGGCGGGCAGCAGUAUGACAAGUGUAGCUAGAGGAGGAGGAAAGGCUGGAAAAGGGGCAAGUUCAGAGGAAAAGUUUUCUGUUCUUACAGGGCAGCAGCUCUAUGCUCAGUUGUGCGAGAGAACCGGACUGACCCGAUCCCUAGAACACAAUGGGGACAGGCUCGGCAGCGGUGCCUUCCAGCCUUACUCGCAGGAGAAAGACUCCCUCCACAGCUGGUCUCAACCCAAACCCAGGCAGACCAUGGAGACCAUGAUGUCAUCGUCCCCGGACCACAAUCAGUCACGUGUAGCACAGGAGGCCCUGCUUACACCGGUAUGUGAUACAGGCCAUUCGGAGGUCCUGCGGGGGCGUCUACUGGGCACUCAGCCCUUUGAUAAAGGGCUGGGUUUCUCCCAUCAGGAGGGGGAAUUACGGGCAUGGGACCAGGAAAGACGGAAGGCACAGAAGGAUGAUCCAGUAGAUCUCAGCAGUGAUCUUCUACAUGAAGAGCAGUUCACUGAUGAGCAUGGGAAUGUUGUGACCAAGUUGGGUGUGGAUGUGAAAAAGGAUGUCCAGACCGUGAAGCGUUCCAGUCUGCGGAGAGUAAAGCACUGAAACAAAACACAAACUGUCCUGAAGGUACGGGACAGGGUCGAACAUCCACUGCCAAAUCAUCCUUCACCUACGCACGACUGGGAGAUCGGACUAGACACAGAGCGAUGGGGGGAAAAAACAACAUGCAGCGAAAGAAAAACACAUCGCAGCCAAAUCCAACAGUCAAGCAACCACAGAGGGUUACCAGAAAACAACAAGGAGAAGGAGUUCUCUACCUGUAGUUUUGUAACAUUUUUAACUGAAGAAAAAAAAAACGUAUUACUAGCAUAGGGCAUGAACUUUUUGUACAAAAUGUGAAGAAAAACACCAACAAAAAAAGCAACAAAAGUGCUUCCUGUCAACUGUAAACGCAUGACUGACUGCUGGUGCAUGACCUAUGAGCUGUCAUUAUCUAAAAAACUGAAGGGGUACAAGGUAAAGGGCCGUUCCAUGAGGGGAAACCUUUGGACCUUUUACCCUGACUCAUAAAAAAAGAGGUCUCGGAAACAAAACAGCCCAAAAAAAGCAACAGUUCUUUAUUUUGUUUAACAGAUUGACAUUACACAGCAGCAUAGUGGAUGCUAAGCCCGUCUCGUCAUUUCCCACAGGCCCUUUAUCCUGUUAUUCAAUGUGAUAUAUGCACUCUAAUGCUACGUGAAUGUGCGUCGGUGUGUGUGCGUGUGUGUUGGUAUCUAACGCAUGUGUACUUGCUUCUGGCUUGGUACUGAGCUUUUUUUUCUGGAUCGGUCAGAGCUCAUUUGGUGUUCGCCAUGGGAAUGACAACAGGGCCCUGUGCUCUCCUGCUCGUGAGCGUCCGCGUGCUUUUAUUUCCACUUUGUGAAGCGUAUCCGUGUUCCUUUGAACUGUCAGCCAUUUUGCUUUUAUAUCUCUGGUUUUGAAUUUAAAGGCCCCCUUCUGUUCAAAUCCAAACUGAUUUGUUUGUUGGAGGUUGCGUAGCUUUGUAUGUACAACACCCAAAAUGGAGGGCACAUGCUUUAUAUGUCUGACAGUUCACGACUCUAACCUCCGACCUUCCAGCCAUUCAUUCAUCCACAUUUGUAGCUCAGCUGCUCUCCUAAAACCGCCAUGCCGGACCGUUUUCCAGAGACUAAUGUAGCAUUGCAUGCUGGUUAACACUGCUUUUCAUGCUGUUCUCUUGGGCCCACACUGGGCCCAGACGUUUAUUUAUUAUUUUAUAUUAUUACUCAAGCUGUGCUGGUGAAAAAAACAUGAUUGUAGCGGUGACUUUUGGGGCUUGGGGACUAUCUCUGAGUAACUGCCUUUGUAAUGUUUGGGAUUUCAGCUGGAGUUAUGCGUAGUAAGUAUUUUGAUGAUGCUCUUCGUUUAUUCUCUUUUUCUUUUUCGUUUAGAUGUACAGUUAAAAAAGACAGAUAAAUAUACAGACAGCACUGUGAAAGUCCACCUUAAAAUUGACCCCUGAACUGUGAACUCACAACUGUCUGUCUUACUUUUUGGCUUCAAAUGUCUCACUUUUACCAGUACCAACACAUACCAACAAGGUAACUAUGGAAAGCUUAAAGUGUUUUAUUGCAAUUUCAUUCCCAAUUAACAUCAUUCGCAUGCGUUUCUUUCACCGUUACCCUUUUUAUUUUCACUAUGAAAGAGCCCAAACAUACACAAAAACUCUUGAAGUAUAGUCUACCAAAGCAAUAAUAUCAAACGUGCUGCAACAGUUGGAAUACUGCGUUGUUGUCGGUAUGUGUGCGCGUGUUUUUCCGUCUAAGAGCGUUUGUGUGUUCAGUAUAUACUGUAUUAACCCGUCAUUUUAGUAGCAUUUGUAAGACGUAUACGAUUCAAGAGGUAUAACAGCAUGCAUGAGUAUCUCACACCGUAUGCAAUUACAUGAUCUACAUGCCAACUUGAGUUCACUGAACAGUAGCUGUUUCACUUUAAUGGACAAGGUUUCUUUGAACAGCAUAAUGAUAUCAGGUACGGUGCUCAGCAUUUAAUCUCAGCACAGUAGCUUACAUAGUCAUGAGCACACCGUGAUAUACUGGCUCACGCAUUCGUGUAGUUUAAGUUGAGGGAUGUCAAUGAAUGAAUGACUCUGUGAAUGACUGACUUUGUGAAUGACUGAAUAAACCUGUCCUCCAGAUGAAAAAUAUUUAAGGAAUGCAUGGACAAUUGGACGAAUGACAAUGAUUGUACUUUCGUAUUUAAAAAAGAAACGUUUAAUCAGAACCUAGUGUUUUUGUUUAGUUAAUUAAAUGGUGUGCUUUGUGAGACUGCACACGUCCCUUCUCACCAACACAUUAAAACCCUCAUUCUGCC